Molecule: messenger RNA, 908 nt
Organism: Amoebophrya sp. A120
Lineage: Eukaryota; Dinophyceae; Syndiniales; Amoebophryaceae
Source: the annotation of a GenBank genome assembly
CCGGAGUUGCAGUCUUCUUCUAGCAAAAGGGCCGCGAGCGAUGUAACGCGAUCAACGCUAGUCCUCCCACCGCAAAACGUUUCCCCACAGAAGAAACGGAGGAGGAGCUCCACCCCGUCAAGAGUAUUCCCGGUCGAGAAAUCGCGAAGCCCCGUCGUUGGACCCAAGUCGAACCCGACGCGCCGAGCGCCUGGCGUCCAAGAUCUUGACGAUGAGACAGCGCGCCUACCGUACAACAUAGGCGCGGCGUUGUUGUCUUUCGAGCCGCACACCACCGCCGAGUUUAAAGACAUCCCGGAGAUCCGCCAUCACUACAAGGACACCGUAGGGGUUUUGAUGUCUCUCGAUGAGGGAAAGACGUUUCAACCGAUAGCUGCAGGAGUAGCUAGCACGGCCGUGAUGCGGAAACUCGCGGUAAGAUAUCUAGUGUCAUGCGGCGCGCCACGACUGCCAAAGACGGUUUUUCUUUUCCUGGACGGGUCGCAAGAUCUACAUCAAGUAAAGGCCGAGUUGGAAGACGCAGAGGUGGGUGACGGUCAGGAGAGCCCCAGAGAUGCAGACCUGGGACUUUUCAGACUUUUCCACUCGCGCGUGCAGCAUUUUUUCGGGUUCGAGCCCGCGGGUGGUUCUUUCAGAAGCUGGACUAGCGCUUUGAGGCUUUACAAUAGCGAAGCUAAGACGAGUAGCAGUUACCUCGAGUUAGCAGAAUCAUUUGUGCGAAAGGGCGGAAAGGUCGACGACGACUACCCCAGCGGAUCAAUCGCCCUGGUCGACGAUUUAUUCCCAACAGCCGACAAAGGACUGAACUUCCAGCGGAUGCACGCUAGCGUCAACGACAAGGGUUCCUGGGAAGUCUUUUCAACCAGCGGCAGUAAGACCGGGAGGGCGCGUGUUUUCAUUUGCAACGA